Messenger RNA from Oryzias melastigma (Indian medaka), 4360 nucleotides. RefSeq lists its product as uncharacterized. Lineage: Eukaryota; Metazoa; Chordata; Actinopteri; Beloniformes; Adrianichthyidae. The transcript is spliced from 2 exons. The record is from RefSeq and is a predicted model, not a curated record. The coding region runs from base 501 to 764 and encodes 87 amino acids.
AGAGUGGGUCUUUCAGUGAUUUUUACGUAAAUAAACACGUUUUUUGUGUCUAUUUUUCUCCACAAAAUGAUUUUUUUGUUUAGUUGUGAUCAUAGAAAAAUGGAUUCAUGCUUCAAAACGACACAUUCAUAGAAAGAGAGAGGCGCUCUGGCACCUCCUCCGCGUGAUGUGACAGUACGACUCCGCCGUCCCCUCCUCCUCUUCCUCCGUCUCCUUCCCACUCGCCUCCACAUCUCUUCAUCACUCCGUCUGAUCCGCUCCUCCUCCCUCGGUCUCUCGCUUCAUGGUCUCAUCCUUCUCGCUCCUCAUCUCUGAACGACGACAUGCUCCCCACGUGAAGUCCGCCAACUUGCAGGAUCAGUGGAUUCCCGGUGAAGGAGCGGCGCAGACAGAUGCUCUGACGAGGAAUAACAAGAGAAAAAAGAAAGAAGGAGGAAGAAAAACACCACGCGCGCGCGCACGUUGGCUUCUUGAGUGCCUUGGUUUAACAGAGCAACAGCAUGGAUCUGUCAUUCAUGGCCGCGCAGAUCCCCGUCAUGACAGGAGCCUUCAUGGACUCCUCGCCUAACGACGACUACAGCGGGGAACACUCGCUUUUCAACUCGUCUGCCAGCGUGAACGCCGCAGCCUCAGCCGCCUCCGUCCACGGCCAGCAGGACGAGCAGCAGUCCGUGUCGAGUGACGCCAUCUGGCUCUGGAUCGCUAUCAUCGCCACCAUUGGGAACAUAGUGGUGGUGGGCAUUGUUUACGCCUGCACUUUCUGAUAAACAAACUGAGACAAGCAUCCUCCAGAUUUCUCUUUCUUUAUUUUUUUGUGUCUGGAAAACUGAUGGAGACUGUAAGCAGACACACGUCCCCUGUGUUUAUCUCUUCCUCCCCCUCUCACUCAUUGUUUUGGAUGAUUUAGGGCCCCCCAGGGGUGUUUGAAUUCUGCUACUCGACAAUGACAGAUAUUCUACCAUGUUUCUCAGUCAAACAGGAAGUUCACACUCUGUCUACAUUUGUCUUUGACAGGCUCUCUUGAAUGCGCCGGCGUGCACUGCAGCCCUUCAGUUAAACGCAGAGAAAACAAACCGCUUAUCUGAAGAAUCUUCUUAUAGGUUCAGUUCAUUUUCCCGUUUCCCUCCAAAAACCCCACGCACUUGUUUUGUAGGUAUGGACAAUCGAGGUUAAAUGAGGCUUAAGACUCCAGCUGAAGCAGGUCAGUUUAAACAUGCAGAUAGUUGCAGUUUAAGGCUGAGCUGCUUCAUUACUCAACAGAGUGAAUGUUUCCAUAUUUAUAAAGUACUGGUGUUAUUUCCAUGCUGUAGCCAAGGACGUCUAUGCUCAUCUAUGUAGCUAAAUCCUGGUAUCAGAACUGAUUCUGUGUGUAAAAAUGUUUUUUUUUCUUUAGAUAUUUCAGUGUCUUGAAGAAAAGAGGACAGAGUGGUAACUAAACUACCUUAAAAUCCUUUAGAUUUUUCCUACACUGCCAGCUUCUUCAGAGAAAUACUGAACGCUUUAUGAUUCUCCGCAUAAAUUAUUUGCGAUAUCCUGACUAGUGGGAUUACAGAAUGAGCCAUAUUGUUGUGGUAUGAUGUGUUGAUUUCUAAAAAGGUAUGAACAAGAGUAUGAGAAGCACAACUUUGAAGCUCAUGUAGCCACCUUUCAUUUUGGGUUAUUUUGUCCUUUAUUUAAUGUACCUGGAACUUGUAAACUUCUCUGUAAAAUGAAACACCAUAGGAGUUUGUCAAGAACUGACAUAUCAGACUCUAGUGAACGUUGUGAUAAUUGUGAGCUAAUGUCAAUAUCCAGACUUAGAGGUACAUUUUUGGUGCGAAUUGUUCAGUUUUGAGUCGUGCAUUCAGACUUCAGUACCUCGCAUCAUGGGGGCAGAUCAGUUUUCAUGAGUGUUGUUUGAAAACAUUGACUGUAUAUAAGCACUGGACUUGGUGACCCCCCUUGCAGGAUGUACCUGCCGGCUCCAAGAAACCAAAAUCUAAUUGACUUUGAUCGAGAAAUAAUCUGCUAUUACCAUAUUUAUUACCAUAUAAAAUGUUUUUUUUCUAUUAUUAUUCAUAGUUUGGCCAAAGGUGUGACUUAGACUCAGGAGUGACUUAUAUCUGAGUAAUUUUUAACAUAUAUAAGCUCAUAUAUUUGUGAUUUUCCCACUAACAACCACUAGAGGGCUUUGUAGGUGAGUGUAUUGUCUACUGACAAUGACGCUGAAGAAGAAGUGCUGUCCAAAACAAACAAGGAGAAGAAUCUGCAUUGUUAUUUGCAUUGGGAAAUUAUUAUUUUUGUUUUUAUUUUUUCCUUUCUUUGAGUAAUUCAGGACAGCAAUUCAUCCAACUGGGUUACAGAGACAGAGGUAACACUAAAAGCAACAUCAUUCAGACAAAGCUCCUGCAUUUAAGAAGGUAGAAAUUGCACUUUAAAAUAAAUAAUUCUCUAUGACCUCAUAAACCCAGACAUGCUUUUCAAAACAAAUCAACUUGAUUGCUUAACAUUUGUGACUUCCAUGCAUUGUAAAUGCAGAUAUAAGGUCAAUAGGUGCGUUUUCAAUGACUUACGCCUCACCUGGAUCGUCGGCGAGACCAGGUGGGGGCGGGAAAAGGCGCCGGAGAUGAAGGCGAACGCCGAGCUGCAGCGAGACUAAACGAGAACAGGAAGUCGGGUUUGUUCCUUAACAUUCAGUUGCAAAAUACACAGAUUUCCUUCAUUUAGCGGUAGUCAUUUCCGAUCAGCAUCCCGUCAAACAAAAGAACUGACAGGACACCGUUUCCCACAAUGCAUUGCUUUGUAGUCAUCAAGGCAGCUUGUAGUCAGCGCCGUGCCAGAUUUCCAGUUGCACUUACCUGGGUAGGCACCUUGGACCCGCCCCUUUCUCUCAAUAUUUUUAUGAUGAUUGAGCAAAAACUACCCAACAUGCACUGCAAUCCAGGCAAUCUGUGCAACGCUGCGUCUCAAACACACCUAAUGCUUCUAUGUAGUGAUGAGGCUAACAACUGUUAACUGUAGCUUAGCAUGUGACGGCGGCGUCUCGUUUAUGAACACAUUUUUGGACAAGCAUUGAGCAUCAGAUUUGAAAAAGAUUCAAAUUUGAUGUGACCGUAGCAUUGCAUUUUUCAGUAGUUUGGACUUUACUCCAUAAAGCUUUUCAUAUAUGUUGUUUUUUCUCUUUAUUAUGCAUUUUUUGGGUGAUGUGACUUAUACUUUGGGGCAAUUUAUAUUUCAUUAAAAAAAGAGUACUCAGUCAUUAUAUAACUAUUUUUGUUCUGCCUCCUUUUUUAACAUGUUCUUGCCGAUUCCAAUUUUGACAGUAUUUUUUCUGUAGUACAAUUUAUUCAAGUUUUAAAAUGACCAAUCAGAACGCUCAAUAAAAGUAGGUGGUUCCUGCUGGUUCAAAUAUAGGAACGUCUGCAUUGUGAAAAAUAGCGACCCUCACAGUCACCCUCACUCGGUCCAGUUCUCUUAUACAGUUAAUGUGUGAAACCUCCAUAAGAAACCCAAAAGGCCAUAAAACGACAUAAAUCUCUUUGACGCAGAUUCACAGAUUUAGCCAUUUUCAUUUACAACAAGUCAAGCACUUUAUUUUUUUUCCAGAUGAAGGUAUUAAUCUGAAUUACAAAAUGAAAUAACCCAUCUGUCAUACAAUUUCAAACAUAAGCAAUGUUUGAGGUGGAUUUUCAUCAUUAAAACAACUUCUAAUUUAGCAUGACUGUGAUAUUAAAUGACUAUGUUAACCAAUUAUGAUGUUUUUUACUCAUGUGAACAGAGUGUUACCUCUUGGGAGCCAAUAGCAGGGCUCUGUUAGUAACCAUGAAACACAGCAGCAGGUAGCAGUCACACUACGUGAGCUAAAAACUAAAUCUCAAGGUUUGCAGGAUUUGCUGUAGGCAGCUUUCACUGAACUAAAAAUUUCCUGCAGUAACUGGGUCAUUGUAACUUUAAGCUUUACUUAUUUAUUAAACUAAAGCCAAAAUAAGCUAGCUGAUAUCUGUGCUUUGCUCAAGCAGGAUCUUAUUGAACAUACUGGUGGAUUAUGAAAUCAAUAUUUUAUUUUUAAAGGUUUUGUCUGUCAAGUCUUUACUAAAGAUUAAACAGAAAGAAAUGCCUCUCCUUAGAAAUCACCCAUAUCCUAUAAAGUUGUCUUGGAACACACCAUACUUGUAAAAUGUUCAUACUCUGAAUCAAAUCAUGUAAAAAGCAUUUCACACCCACAACAAUCUGUUGUUAUGAGUGUACUUUUACAUUGUUUAAAGGACUCUUAAAGGCUGGUAUUUUUAAUAAAUGGUUGAUGUAGAAAUAUUUAACCACAUAAACAAUGGUCCUUUUGUAAAGACAUACUAUAUGAUUAAAAUUUCUGUAUUAACGCAAA